CCCAUCAUCCAUCAUCCACCCCUGCAGUCCGGACGAGUUGUAUCCAUGUCGUCGUGGGUCAAACGUGAGAAAGAGCUUCACCGCGAGAUUCUCGGCUUUUCCAUCUCACACGAUCACCGAUCGGUUCGGAUUUAUUGCCAUUACCCAGUGACUGAGGGCAAAAAGACCACGUUCUACCGUCAUCCUAUUCAUGAAUUCAGCUUUGCGGCACCGGAUGGCAAAGAGAAAUGGACGGCCUAUAAGUUCACUAAAAGUGUCUAUGAUAUCUGGAUGCCUACUCACUUCAAAAGACUUUGCUCGGCAAUCGAUGCCAUACCACCCGAUAUAAAUUUUGAACUCUCGGAAGAAUCCGAUCUGCAAUUCCCCUCAUCAUCUGGGCGUUCACAAGGCCUUCAAAGUCAACACCUCUCGGAGUCAGGAGCCACAGACGACGAGUUGAGCCUCAUCGAGGCUCAGGAAGUGACACCAGACACCUCUAUUACACCGGAAUCAAAGCUGGUAGGCUUCAAGAAACCAAAAAGAAGAUGAGACUUAAGGUUGGUAUUCCUGGAUACCCGCAAGUGAGUGAACGAAAAAAACACCAGCACAGCUGGACAUUAUCUGCUGGGAUCCUGCAUCACAAAGAUUAUUAUAGGAUAGUAGAGAAGUAAUGGUGGAAAGCUCCACUUUAACGGGUAACGAGAAGCAUAGCAACUCGGUCUCUAGAUGUAGGCAUACGAUACAGGACUAUGAUAGCAUCACGGACCCUGGACAGAGCCAUAUUACUGCCUUAGGAACAGUGU
Molecule: messenger RNA, 782 nt
Organism: Exophiala viscosa
Lineage: Eukaryota; Fungi; Ascomycota; Eurotiomycetes; Chaetothyriales; Herpotrichiellaceae
Exons: 1
Coding region: 46-528 (160 amino acids)
Source: RefSeq, a predicted model, not a curated record